AUGUGCCGCCGCCUUGCCAAGCUUGAGCAGGAAAAGUCCAAGGCCUCCAAGUCCGCCCAUGGUGUAUACCAGGCGUUGUUCGACACCGUUGGAACCCAAUGCGAGAGCAUCAUAGCCGAGGCAUCACUUCAGAUUGAGAACGCCUGGGACAACUUCAAAAAGGCUACGACACGACUGAUCCCUCUGCUUCCGUCUCGCGCCAAAGAGCCUUCGCUUCACCUUUCGCUGCCGAGAAGCGGUGAGCACCUGCGGAACCUCCUUCAACAGCCGCCCACAAUUACCGCCAACGACAACCGUAUGGACUUGAGCCUACCUCCGCUGGAGAAGACUGCGAUCCAUGAGCUGAGUCAGCUCGCAAGCCGCUACUUCAAGCUUGCAGACCUGGAGUCGAGUGCCCUGCAGCAGUCUUAUUUUGCAAGCGAGGCAUCUAGGCAAGCAUGCCAAGAUGGCUGUGUCGCAAUGGCCGAGUCGCUUUUUCGCCUCUUGGCGAUUAGUGAAUUCAAGUCUUAUACUUCAAAGCCGGACCAAAUGAGCCUCUUUAUACUGAAAGUCUUUGAGCUUUGGGUCGAGAUGGACAAGUGCGCAGUGACGGCCUGCCCUCUUUUGGGCGACUAUCACCCCUUGUUCCCUGCCGAGGCUUUGGAUGUCCUGCACCUCGCCGAACUGUCAGCCAUGAACCGACUCCAACAAGUCCAAGGCUAUCUGCGGAAACGAAGAUUCAACUGCAAGUACCCGAGCGAGAACAUCUUGUUGAGCGAAAAGAUUUCAUCCGGAACCUGUGUUUGCACCUUCGACGCCGAUGGAUCGCGCAAUGUUCACGGCUGUGCCAAGUGCUAUCACUGGCGUGUCCGCAAGAGGAUGACUAUUUCGGUCCACGAGUCCUAUCUCCCCGCUGACUCCGUGCAAAAGUCAACCGUUGCUUUCGAGCUCGCCAUUCCACCGUUUAUCCAGACCUAUCGCAACGCUACCUGGAAGAUUCUGCACCAGCUCGGGCACCCGGGUUCAGUUGCCAAGUCGGCCUCACCAACCAUGCUGCUCAAGAGCUACUCCCAACUGACGCCGUACAAUCAAACUGAGGCCAACGGAAUCUCCAUGGCUUCCGCCAAGAAGUCCUUUCUUCAGACUCACUACAAGCAGCAGCGCAUGAAAGUUGACCUGCCCAGUGUCGUCUUGCCUUGUGGACUCAGCUUUGAAUACUACGACGAGGGCUCUCAGUCUUGGGUCAGCAACUUCAAGGAUCCCGUCACCUUUCAGCAUUUAUGCGGAAUCCGCAUUCCGAGAGCUUUGCUCGAAGCCGCCGUCGCCGAUCCACGAAUGCCUACUUGGACGGAUGACCAACUGGCGGAGUCGCACUACAUGGAACUUCUCAUCACACUGGCCCUUCGACUCCAUGGCUUGACAAGCGGAGGAAUGCGUCAACAGGCGUACGAGCUGCUCAAACUUGCUCGCCGGGCGACACUGCAAUGGAGCCUGGACCUUCGCGACAAGAUUCACAAUGAGACCGAUGCCAACGAGGCAUUGCGGGUGGCGCAGUACAGGUUUCAGGCAGCGCUGCUCUGCAGACGAACCUUUCGGUAUUCGCCGACCGAGAGGGAGACUAUGGACGCCGAGGAGCUCAGCGCGUUUGUAGAGGCGUCUAUUUCCUUGCAGCAAAGUCUCGUCGUUGAUCCGACCAGGCUCACCCCCAAUCAGGAGAGCAUGUUAAUGAGAGACUUGAAAAUGGCAUACCGCUUCCGAUCUAUUCUGCGAGAGUCUGUCCAGAGCAACCCAGAAUUCCUGGGCUCGGCUUUCUGUGGCGCGAGAUCCUGGGAGCCUCGAGAGCAGUCAAAGCAGCGCUUUACGCAGUGGAGGUUUUUGGACAAGCCAAACGACUCAUGGAUUGCCUCUGUCAUGAGAAGCGAAGCACAGCAUGGGGCCGCACCGCAGGUCUUUCACUACAACAUCGUCGAGGGCCAUCUUCUCGUAGAUGGCCAGCCGUUAGGAAGACCGCCACUGGAUAUUAUCGGAUCAACAGACGUCAAGUACUUGUUUGGUAAACGAAAUUUACUGACAUAUCCUUCGUAUUUGACUGGUAUGAGUCAUGUCGUGGCCAUCCCUGUCGAUGAUCAUCAUAUUCAUUUCGGCCGUCGCGGCGAUGAAGUUGUCAUAAGGGCCAUCCACUGGACCCGUGGCCGGACGGAUCUUCUUGAGUACAUUCCGGGCAGAGUCUUUCGAGGGGAGUCUGACUUUGACUUGCCGUCGGAACUGGUUGACAGCUGCGCUCACUGGCUCAACCUCUCCACCGGGGACCUUGAGAUCCGAAGACAGCCAACCAUCUGGACCUCUAGGCCUGGAAACUGGACUCUCAAUGUUCAAACUCGUCAGGCCAAACGUCGUGAGACUUACCUGGUUGACCCUCACUCGGAAGUCUUUGGCAAGAUCAAAGACAUUCUGCAAGGCUUCGAGAAUUUCUGGAGCUCUCUUUCGUCGUCAAUCGCAACAGACUGCUUCAGUGUCGGCAGCUGCAAGCCGAGAUUGAUCCCAAACCAAGACGCUGGAGCUCUUUACGGGUUUGAGGGCAAAAUUGUUCUCCGAGACAUGGUUGAUGGGCACCGGCGAAGUAUCAUUGCUGGCCUGGGAGAGCUUUCCUAUCAACGCCGCGGGAUUCACGUUGCCGUUCGAGUCAAGGAUACUAAUGCCUACGGCAAAUUUGACAUCGACGGCGUUCUUGGACGUCUCACAUGUCCGCCGGAAACGCGUCUCCUAUACUCUAUGGCCUUGUUCCACGCAUCAACCUCUUUCCCUCUGCCGGAUCCGCUCACAGCCUCUACUGGGGCCGAAGAAGCGUAUCGGAUUCUCGGCUCUGGUGCCUGUCAACCCUGGAUGCCCCUGGCCGACGGCAGUCGUUUGAUUUUGAAAGAAAUUGAGCAACUUUGUCCGCGGAGGGAUUACUACCCAAGAGACAAGAGGAUUCUUCAGACUGUCCAAUGGAAUCGCGACCUGACCAUGGAAGUCCAGCACGACAGUUACGGAAGGCUUAUUGGGGAAAUUCUUCUCAAAUCCAUGCGCCUUCACGCAUUUCACACUCAAGAGCCGUGCGUCAGCUCGGCAACAGAAGACGACACGCAUUCCCUCCAACACCGCGCCACUGUACGUCGAAGUCUCUACGAGCGAAGUCUCACCGACAGCUCAGUGGAGCGGAACGAGAAAGUAGUGGUCUACGAGUCUAGAGAUCGCAUCGCUGGCUCCCGCUGCGGAAUCAAUGUCUACCAGACGGCCAAGAUCCUCUACUGCCUACCAUUCAAAAUUCCCAAGACGAGUCUCGCCCAGAUCCUCCAAGAUAUCCCCGGGAAGAUCAUUGGGGGAUUUCACGCUGUUUCCGAUAGCCCCUGUGGCUCCCUGGAUGCCUUGGUCGGCAAUGAUGUCGGCGAGCAGUGGGGGAGUUUGGUGAACCUUUGCAGGAAUGUAGACGACGACAACAUCUAUGAUGUCGUUUUCCGCCUCGGGCUGCUGGCUUUCAGCACGAAGCCUAAUAAUGCGGCAAUCAGGGCAUUGUGUGCAUUCUCGAGACUUGAAAAACUGCGAGAUUUGCAGCCACCAGACUGUCCUCUCUUCACAGACUUCAAAUACCGGGCAUCCCUGACGCUGGAACGUCUGGAAGAGCUGAUCUUAGUCGAAUUGCCUGCUCAUGAGCCGCAGCCCGCGACGCUGAAGCAUCAGAAAGCGCAGUCCGAAGGUCGACGGGAAACCAAGCGGAGAAACGUUGCGAAGGGGUUGGCGAAACACCUUCUCGCUCAAUGGCCUUGUGCUACACCCUCCACGGUGGAUUUUGAUGCUGGCGACACUGAGAUUCCGCAACCCAUGGAGAGAGUGCACUCGGAAUGGACCCGGCUGCACAACAACCUGACGCUCUCGGAAUAUCUCGAUGAGGCGCAGGCAAUUUUGGACCGCCACAUCGGAGGCGCGGAAACCUCGAGACCCAAGCCUUGGGAUCCCUCAGAGGGAACUGGUUCGUCGGCUCACGGAACAGUCGUCCCGUCUCUGUCGCAAGAGCUUCUGCUCAAGCAGGGGCCUAGCGCUCCUCCCGUUGGCAACUUGUGCCCUCUCUCCCAGGCCAUCAGCCCUGCCUCGGAUAAGGACGAAACUUCUAAGGGAAGCGCUGAAAAGAGAGAAAUGAAGGAACUUGGCCAGAUCUUGACAACAUUCGCAAACUCGUCGAAGCCACUGUGGCAGCAGUAUGGCAAGGACUUGCUUCAGAGUCACGACGCGUUGCGCGAGCUUGGAGACGAGCAACAAGGUCAAACUAACGUAGAGGAACUGGAAAGUAUCGACCAGAACAUAUCAAUGGCCCGCGAAGUGGUCUCGAGAUGCGUUGCUCUCAUCGCCAACGCGCUGUCCUUAAACGACAACCGGUUUCGAUGGCUACGGCAGGGAAACCUCUGGCCCCGAGUCUCUUCAGUUUCGCUCCUCCAGCAACUGCGGUCAAACGACAAGGCCAUAUUUGGCCCGGGAAUGAAGGAGCUGCUAGUGUUCUAUGGCACCUCAAUCACAACUCUUCAGUGGCUUCUGAGAAUUAGGCAUGCGUUCCGGAGAGGGGACCGUCAGAAGCUCCUUGAGCAUUGUUCGGACAGAGGGCACAGCAACUGGGACCCGAUCGAGUUUCCAGAUUGGCUGCUUCUGGAGAUUGAAAGCAACCUCCUCAUUCGUCCUCAACAUGGGAAAAGGAAAACAUCUUGCAUCGUGCCAAUGGUCGUUGCCGUUCUUGCAGACUCAAAGCAACUUUGCCGGCUCAUCGUGCCAAAAGCCUUGCUGCUCCAGACUGCCCAGACUUUGCAGUCCAAGAUCGGAGGCUUGCUUGGACGUGAGAUGAGGCAAAUUCCGUUCUCUCGACGCACCCCUUCGAGCUCGGACAUGCAGAAGCUCUACGUCGAUCUUCAUCGAGACAUUCUUGGCCGCUCCGGUGUCAUUCUCGCCAUUCCAGAGCACAUAAUGUCAUACAAGCUGAGUGGAUUCCAGAAGCUCGCCGACUCCAAGCUCAAGGAAGCUCGCGAGAUGAUGGCCAUCCAAUCUUGGUUGACCAAGACUUGUCGUGAUGUGCUCGACGAAUCAGACUUCACGUUGGCAGUCAAGACGCAGUUGAUCUACCCAAGCGGACAGCUCGUGCCCGUAGAUGGGCAUCCCGAUCGCUGGAAGGUGGUUGAACGAGCGCCUGGUUUUCCCAUGAUUUACAUUGUGCAAAGCGAGAUUGAGGACACGCUCCGCAGCAGAGUCACCGACACAGUUUGCGACGGACACACUUCGAUUCUUCGCCUGCCCAGCUCCUACACCGAUGCUUGCAAGGCGUGUUUGAGGCGGGUCCUAACCGAGGACAAUCCGGACCCCGAGGACUUUGCAAGUUUGUCAAAAGAGUUCGCCGCAAAGCCAUCGCUGUUCAAGAACGCUCUGAUUAUUCGAGGCCUCUUGUUGAAGGGAAUUCUUCUCCUCUGCCUCAGGAAGAGAUGGAAUGUCCAAUACGGGCUGCAUCCGAAGAGGGAUCCUCUUGCAGUUCCCUUUGAGGCAAAAGGAGUGCCGUCCGAGCAAGCCGAGUUUGGCCAUCCCGAUGUUGCCAUAAUCUUCACCUGCUUGUCCUUUUACUACGCAGGCCUCACGAUCCACCAGUUCCAGGAAGGACUGGGGAGAGUGCUCAAGUCUGAUGACCCAGCCUCAGAGUACGAUAGCUGGACUGCCGGAUGCGACUCCCUCCCGGAAGCCCUCUCCCAUUGGAACCUCAUCAAUGUUGAUGAUACCGGACAAGUUGAGAAACUCUGGAACCAUCUGCGGCUGAGUCGAGAAGUGCUCGACCAUUAUCUAAACACCUUUGUUUUCCCGCGCUACGCGAAGCAGUUUGCCGUCAAACUGCAGUCUUCAGGAUGGGAUUUGCCUCUCUUGUCUUCAUGUUCAGACGAAAAGAAGCUCACGGCAAAGACAACAGGGUUCAGUGGCACCAACGACAAUCGAAGGCUGCUGCCCCUGACCAUCAGGCAAGAUGACCUUCCGAGCCUGAAGCACACCAGUGCCGAGGUGCUCACAUGCCUUCUCCAAGACAGGAACCGGGAUUGUAUGAUCGCAACGAGCCAUGGAGCGCGGCUUACUGAGGAGGAACUACUCAAGCACCUGUCCAACGCAAAAAUUCGGCUGUUGAUCGAUGCUGGGGCCUACAUUCUGGAGAUGGACAACCAAAGUCUUAUCAAGAAAUGCCUGCAGGAAUGCCUCGUCUACUUGGACGAAGCCCAUACUCGUGGUACUGACCUCAAGCUCCCACCACACGCCCGCGGGGCUCUCACCUUGGCUCUGGGGCAGACCAAAGAUCACACAGUUCAAGCUGCCAUGAGGCUUCGGCAACUGGCCACGACACAGUCCGUCACUUUCUGCGCUCCACCAGAGGUCUACCGCAGCAUCUUGGAUCUGCGUCGCAAAAAGGACGGGAUGCGAAUCAGCUCAUUUGAUGUCGUCCAUUGGUUGCUCGAGCAGACGUGUCGAAACAACGAGCAGUUGCGCAGCCUCUUCAAUGCCCAAGGCAUCGACUUCUGUCGCCGGACAAGUGCCGCUCGGCAAUACCCCAAGUUCCUCUCGGAAGAAGCACACACAUCGGCCCUCCUAGAAGUUAUCAGAUCUCCCGAACAGAUUAUGCUUGAUGAACUAUACGGGAGCGCCGCACAGACCCCGAGGAACAAUGCACCGGAGAGCUUCCACUCUAGCCUUCGCGGGAUUGCAAGUUCACUCAUGGAGGAAAAACCUCAUCACUACAAGAGCCUCCGCUUCUCCGGUCUGCAUCCGGCCAUCUCAUCGUUUGUCCAGACGGGACUGCUCGACGGAGAUUCGGGGUUCGAGUUGGUGUCUACCUUUCUUGCAAACACAGGCCUGGGGAAGAAGUACAAUGUUCGCGCUCCAGGAUCGCGGCUUUUCGUGUCCGCCGAGUUCACGCACACGAUUGAGAAUGGGUCUGAAGGUCCGAACGACAACUUUUUGAGACCGAUCGAGUGGGUUCUGUGGGGUCCUGUUCAUGGGACAGCUUUGGUGAUCAUUCCGGAGGAGGUGGAGCUCUUGAUACCGGUCAUCAGGGCCAUGGAGCGAGCGCCGGUACACCUGAUCCCCUACGCUGCAUCGACGACCAAUAACAUGGUCCAUUCCAGCGAGUUGGCCGGCUACGUCUUGCCCUCCCCUCUGCUGAGCAGCCCUUUGCCUUCGUGGCUUUCGAUUGAGCUGGGGCUGCUCGGUGCUAGACUGUACUUCGACUUUGAAGAGUAUUCGAUGCUCCUGAAGUACCUGCGCUCAGUACUCAAGGUUGGCAGCACCGCAUCUGCCGGAGCUGCAUCUGGGGUUCGCAAGAUUGAUUGA
This is a messenger RNA of Hirsutella rhossiliensis, 7356 nucleotides long. Its product is annotated as very large low complexity protein. The coding region runs from base 1 to 7356 and encodes 2451 amino acids. Lineage: Eukaryota; Fungi; Ascomycota; Sordariomycetes; Hypocreales; Ophiocordycipitaceae. The record is from RefSeq and is a predicted model, not a curated record. The transcript has 13 exons.